GGGCAAUUGACACAAAACCCUCCUGCUACCUGCAGUCCAAAGACUGAAGCAGUCUCAAGGAUCUCCAACAUCUCUACUCGGCAGAAUGAAAUACGCACAGUAUGUUUUCCUGGCCUCGGUCUUCUACACUGUUGAAUACAGCCUAGCUCAGACCUGUGCAGUGGAGUCUUUCUCUGUGAAAGACAAUUUUGAUCCAAAAAGGUAUGCAGGGAAAUGGUAUGCCCUGGCCAAGAAGGAUCCAGAAGGCCUUUUCCUUCAGGACAACAUCUCUGCUGAAUACACCGUGGAGGAAGAUGGCACAAUGACGGCAUCCUCCAAAGGCAGAGUCAAGCUUUUUGGUUUCUGGGUGAUCUGUGCUGACAUGGCUGCUCAGUACACAGUACCUGACCCAACCACUCCAGCAAAAAUGUACAUGACCUACCAGGGACUGGCCAGCUACCUCUCCAGUGGCGGGGACAACUACUGGGUGAUUGACACUGACUAUGACAACUAUGCCAUCACCUACGCCUGCCGCAGCCUGAAGGAGGACGGCUCCUGUGACGAUGGCUACUCCCUGAUCUUCUCGCGCAACCCCCGCGGCCUCCCCCCCGCCAUCCAGCGCAUUGUGCGCCAAAAGCAGGAGGAAAUCUGCAUGUCUGGCCAGUUCCAGCCUGUGCUUCAGUCAGGGGCCUGCUAAAAGUACGCUUCUGAUCGUAUCCUUAAGCACAGAAACCAGACCGCUUGGUCUUGGAAGUUGCCACUCAACUAAUCA
Taeniopygia guttata (zebra finch) is the source of this 751-nucleotide messenger RNA. It is a transcript of the gene RBP4L, whose product is annotated as purpurin. The record is from RefSeq and is a predicted model, not a curated record. Gene Ontology annotation, molecular function: retinol transmembrane transporter activity; retinoid binding. NCBI's taxonomy places the organism in Eukaryota, Metazoa, Chordata, Aves, Passeriformes, Estrildidae.